Messenger RNA from Nylanderia fulva, 4347 nucleotides. RefSeq lists its product as uncharacterized. Gene Ontology annotation, biological process: G protein-coupled receptor signaling pathway. Gene Ontology annotation, cellular component: membrane. The record is from RefSeq and is a predicted model, not a curated record. Lineage: Eukaryota; Metazoa; Arthropoda; Insecta; Hymenoptera; Formicidae. Gene Ontology annotation, molecular function: G protein-coupled receptor activity.
GAUAUGCAUCGAGGUGGUCGGUUUUCCCGGCCAAACGGCGACGACCCUCCGUUGUCGUUCAUUCGCGUAGGCGGAUUCUCCCUCUCUCUUUUUCUCUCUCUCUUUCUCUCACUUUCUCUCUCUCUCUCUCUGUCCGCGGAAACGAAAUUAUCGUCGGUCAUGAGGGAGAAUCGCAAGUUUUUUGUACGAGUAUAAUUUCUGAGUGUACGAGAUCAUUAAUUAUCGCUAAAUUCAAAGUGAGAAGAUAUCCCCAUCGAUUUCCUCCGGACUCUCGAUCUCCUUCGGCGGGGGAUAAAUAUGAAGAUCGGCUCUUGAGUUUAUCUCCAUCAGCGCGAUCCUGAGAUGGACACGUUGUUGGACGUUAUGACAACAUAGAUAUAGAUCCGGAGACGCAAUGUGGUCGACAGAUUCACUUGAAUAAGCGCCGAGAGAGACUUUCCUUCUCUUCUCCAGGAAGAAAUAUCCGGAAAAAGGAAUAAAACACGCGGGAAAAGAAGGAAUGGGCCCUUGGGCCUUCGGCGUACCUCUCAUCCUCGUGUCAACUCUGGGUCUUCUCCUGAAUGGCUACGUUCUUCUUGUCGUUCUUGGUCUUGGUAAACAGACGCAGCAACAGCAGACGGCGAACACUUUAUUGCUGAUCCAUUUGGGCGCCGUGGAAGCGGUCGUGUGCCUGAUAUUGCUGAUUUUCACGACCAGUUCGUGGCCGAACGCCGGACCGUGGUGCGUUUUCCACGGAUUCCUCUUAGCUCUGCUACAUCCAGUCGCUCUCUGGACCGUGACCGGGUUAAAUUGCGACAGGUAUUACGCGAUCGCUGCACCCCUGCAUUACGCCGCUUUGGUCUCUCCGCGUCGCGUGGCCGUAGGAUUGGCUGCUUCUUGGACGGGUGCCCUGCUUCUGUGUUUACCGCCGUUCUCCGGUCUGGUGCCGCCUUAUAGUUAUAGUCAAGGGUUGGGCUGCUGCGUCCCGGAUUUCGGAAACCGCACUUGGGGAUUCGCUGGGGCGCUCUACGGCGCCGUUUACGUCAUUCUGGGCCUGGGUCUGCCGGCCGUCCUCGUGACGGUCUGCAAUUUACGUGUGUUGACUAUAGCGCGGUACCACAGGCAUCGUAUCGCCAGCGCGAUCUACGAGGUCACCCUGAGCGCCCAGGUGACCAUCACCCAUCAGCGAAAUCCGUUUUUUGUGCCAACUGUCACCGCGCCGUCCGCGGGAGGACCGCCGCGUUUUCACAGCGCCGCUAGCACGGUGAUGCAGCUGGUCGGCUCCCUGUACCUGCUCUACUUUCCUUAUUGCGGAUUCAUCCUCUGGGAAGCUUGCAACGCCGGUAAUCAGCGUCUCUAUGCCUACCCUAGUCUCGCGUCCUCUCUGGUGUUCCUUCUUCUAGCGUGUUCGCCACCUGUCAACGGCCUUCUCUACGGCUUAAAGUCGCAGACUCUGCGACGUUCCGUGCAAAACUACUGGAGGAAGAAGGCGACCAAGUCCGAGUUGCAACAGGAGAUACAGGCAAGAACGCCGAGCGUAGCCGGCUCCAGACGACCUUCGGGCAGCGGGACCGUUUCCUUCUUUCCGUUUCCGCCCUUACAACGUAGGCUCAGCGAGGCGUUGCUGGCCCUCGGCUCGUGCAGAACCGGCACUAGUUUCGAAAGCAAUAAUCUCGGAUUUCAACGAGGCAGGCUGCAGCCAGCCGUCUCGUGCAAUACUCUCAGAGUGCCAACCGCCGAAUCAGAUGAGCCCAGCAAAUUGGUGAGGGCGAGCGCGAGUGCCGCCAGUCUGAUGGGUCCCAACUAUCGGAGCGACUUUAUCGGAAUGGACUUGGGCGCGGGAUGCUCCGUAGCAAUAUGCGAAACCCCGAGGAAGAGUCCGAGGAUCCUCAUAACGCGCGCGUACAGCGAGGAGAGCCAGGACGGGAGCAGUCCGCUUCUGAGAAAAUCCCCCAAUUCCAAUACUAACCCACCGCCCGAAAAACGCCGAUGGCGGGACUGCAGCACCGGAAGCGACAGCAGCACGGGAAGCAGCGACGCGAGCGUCUGGACCACCAACGUCACCCCGAAGUCCGUCAAGGGUAGCGGAAGGAAUUCGUCCCGACGACAUGCACGUGGCAAGAAUGUGGAGGAAAACGCGCCAGCGAUCAGGGCGACCAACAAUAGCGAGAGCAGCGAUACCACGGAUACGACCACAGUUACGACGACCACCACCACCCUGCUCAAGUCUCUCGGCAUAGAAAAUGGCGGGAAGGAAAAGGAGAAGGUGAACGGUAACAUUAAGAAGAGAGAGUUCAGCGGGAGUGAAAGCAGUUGGAGCAGCGUCGAGGAGAUCGAGACUAAGGCGACGACUGAAAGAACUGACAAGGACGAUAAUCUCGAAAGGGAAGAGUUGCAGAUGGAACCUUCGCUGCGAAAGUCAAAAAGCGACAACCGCAGCGAGGUUGCCGAAAUUUCUGAGGACCGAGGCGAGGAGGCUACGCAGCUGAGGCCCCUCCUGACAUCCUCAUCCUAAGUUUAUCUUUUUAAAUCUAAAUGUAUUUUCCUUUCGAGUAAUCCGUUCGUGUCCCCAGACUAAAUGAGAUUCUGCGUGUACUUAAGCGACACCGCUUAGUUUCGUAAUAGGGAUGAAAGAGAAAAAGAGAGCAUCCAAUCAUGACUUAUUUCGCGAAUUUGCAAAAAUGAAAAGUUAACCGGUUAAUACUGCGACGCAGCAAAUAUUUUAAUAACUUGUAUUUAUCGACACAAAAGCGAAGAGGGGUGAUAUACUUGAGGAAUAUAUAACUCGUCCAAGCCGUAUAUUUUGUACCGCGAAAGGUAUGAUCUCGAUUAAUUUCUUACACGUUCUAAUGAGAAGUAGAAAGUUUUUGAAGCGAACGAGAGGAUUCGGCGCAGCCUUUACACUCGACAUUAAUACAUAUAAAAUAUAUAGAUAUAUAUCGACAUAUCUUGAAAUUAUAUUUUUGUACCUUCACUCUGCAACAUUACAUAACGCAACGACGUGAAACCAUCCUUUACAACAAAGAAGAAUGAAACCGAUUAAUAUACCACCGGCAAACUUGAUUUCGGAAAAUUUUUGUUCACUCGCUUGAUGCGCUAUAGAACGAAGAAGAGAAUUAAUUAUUGAUCGUCCCCGAUCAUUAUCGAUGAAAGUUUUGGGUCAGCGACGAAUUCGCGCGAGAAUUUCGUCAAUCACGAAACUUCUGAUCCAGUUUAUCUUUAAUUUGCCGAAGCAAGAGUCAUAGAAACUCGAGCAGGAGCGAAGGGAGAAAUAACGAACGGAAGAAUCAGACACCCGAGAAAGUUCUUUUGAUAGAAAGCGGUAACAAUAAAGAUCGAAGCAAAGGUGCGAGCUCCGAAGAAAUGUUCAAUGUAAAAUUCGCAGAUCGAGCGCGGAAUAAAAUUUCAUUCGUAGAAAAUAAAUCUCACUUUUGUAAAUGUCAAAUUUCGCUCGAUAUGUAGUUACGAUCGUAUGAAAUUCCAUGGCCCUUUCAUGAUCUCUGACAUCUACGCGAGAUAUAAUAAAUAAUGUUAGUAAUUUAGAUAAGUCAACAAUUUAGUCGAUAGCGAUAGUAGCCGCAUUGGAAUUGACUCCAAAAAAUUGCGUAGAAGCAUAUAUGUAUAUGUGCAUACAAACAUCCAUGUAAACAAAAUAUCUCGACGUUCUGUGGGCGUUUGAUUGCGGUGUUAUUUAUAUAUGAUAUACGUCAAGAACGUUUACGUUUUGAUUUGUUAGGAACGCGCGAGAAUCGAUCCGUAUUCGCGUAUUUUAUUUAUUCAUACCAACUACAAACUAAUCAUUCCGAUUGUACAUAGGAUAAAAAGAAGAUGAGUUUUCGUGCUAAAAUAAAUUUGAAACUGUAAAAUAAAAAAUAAAACUUCGUAUCAGCUUUCUUUAAUUCGAGGAAGUGAAAAAUUGGAAAAUCGAUUUAGCAUAUUUACGUUUUUUUAAGCUUGAAUAAUUUUUAAUGAACUGGAGCAAUUCAUCAUGAAAUUUAUCUCGACAGCAGCUAUUAAGAAAGAAUGUGAAUAAAAAAGUGCGUAUAAAACAUGUGUAUAGAGAUACAUUUUCUAUUGAAAGAAAUGAAAUUGAUCUUGAUGCUUUAUAUAGAUAUAACAUAUAACUCUUCAAUCAUUUAUUUCGAACUUUAUUAAAUGGAAUAUUGUACUUUUAUAUUAACUUUUUUAAUCAUUUCUGUUAAAAAUUAAUUCGCUCAAAAACAAAGCUUCAUACGGAAAGUAUAGGUAUAAUAUUUUACGUUUCUGAUUAAUUUUUGCACGAAGACUUACUUCUUUUUCUGUUAUAUUAGAUUUCUCUUGUAUAUUUAUACAUAUAUAAUUCCACCGUCCGAUAAUAUAUUGAUAUUG